Molecule: messenger RNA, 411 nt
Organism: Triticum turgidum subsp. durum (durum wheat)
Lineage: Eukaryota; Viridiplantae; Streptophyta; Magnoliopsida; Poales; Poaceae
Source: the annotation of a GenBank genome assembly
AUGGGGAAAGGAGCCCGCUCGAACGCAGCUAAAAGGACCGCCGUCGCUUGUGCGGGUGACGGAAAAGAGCAGCAGCGCAAGGCGAUGCCGCCGGAGACAAACGCGCAGAAGCUGGCCCGGCUGCGGGCGCUGGUAGCGUUCGGCAAGGCGGCGAACGCGGAAGCCACGCGCUACAUCGACAUGGAGGAGGAGGAGGUGGUGGAGGAGUACCGGCGGGCGGGCAGACUGCACUGCUACGACCCGGACAACGAGUGGAAGAAGCGCUUCGCCAGAGUCUACAAACUCCACCCGUGCCCGUGCAGCAAGCAAAUGGCCGCAGAAAUCGAGGAAUUCACGUUUUACCUCGAGGAAAACGAGGACGACUUCAGGAUGGGGCUUUACUCGUUAAUCGGGCCGGGUGAUCAAUAUUAG